Molecule: messenger RNA, 842 nt
Organism: Mya arenaria
Lineage: Eukaryota; Metazoa; Mollusca; Bivalvia; Myida; Myidae
Exons: 3
Coding region: 6-809 (267 amino acids)
Source: RefSeq, a predicted model, not a curated record
UGGAAAUGACAGUCGUCCUUCCGGAUGUGUUUGCUGUUUUAAAUCAAUCAGGUGAACCUAAAGAGAUUGACUCUAGCAUUACAAUGUGCGUAUUGGAAUUGUUGAGCCAAAAGUUGAUUCCAUCAGAAGACAAACAACAGGACGAUAGUGUUCGCAAGAGUCUUCCAUUGAAGUUGACGAAUAUUCAGCAUGUUGUAGAAAAUGCAGAUAUUCGAACCCGGAAAAUGGAAUUUGAUGAAUCUGUAAAGACUUUACCUGAAAGGAAAGAGCUAUUAUCUGUAGUGGAUUUUCCUUCGCCUUCUGCGGAAUUAUAUUUGGAUGUAUCUGGACAAAAUAUUUCGAAGGCUGUGUCGUUGCAACUUCGUGAACAAUUUUUUGAGCAAUAUACUAUUGACGAAGCUGUAAAAAAGGUUAAAACUGGGAUACAGCAAGAAACGCCCACUGAGGAAUAUACUGUUGACGAACCAGGGGAGAAGCUUAAGGCCAUAUUGGAUAAAGAUGAAAAGCACAUCGAAACGUUUACGAUUGACGAAUCUGGACAACAUGUUAAAGCUGUGAAGCCUAGAGAGUCGAUGGAGAUGUAUUCGACCAGUGCGUCUGAAUCGAAGAAAAAACAACUCAGCUAUUAUUGUGAGCCAUGUUUACAAGAUAAAGGUAAAGUUCAACACGUGGUUAAAUGCAAAGACUGCGAUGAGAUGCUUUGCUCUGAUUGUGCCCGAGUUCAUAGAAAUUCGAAGAUGUCUAGAGAUCACAUUAUGAUAGGUAAGAUAUAUCAUAUUCGAUAUUUCGCGAUUGUUAGCGAAGAUUGAUACCCUUACAAUUAGUUUGAGUGGUUUAAAGUA